Torulaspora globosa is the source of this 1314-nucleotide messenger RNA. RefSeq names its product ATP-dependent RNA helicase DBP8 (gene DBP8). Gene Ontology annotation, molecular function: ATP binding; nucleic acid binding; RNA helicase activity. The record is from RefSeq and is a predicted model, not a curated record. The transcript has a single exon. Lineage: Eukaryota; Fungi; Ascomycota; Saccharomycetes; Saccharomycetales; Saccharomycetaceae. Bases 1 to 1314 code for a protein of 437 amino acids.
AUGUCGGAAUUGUCCAAGAACAAUUUUAAGUCGUUGGGUCUUCCCAGAUGGUUGGUAGAUUCCCUAAUGGCGAUGAAAAUUACACAACCUACUCAGAUUCAAAAGGCAUGUAUUCCGCCAAUUCUGAAGGGAGGUGACUGUAUCGGUGGUGCAAAGACUGGUUCUGGUAAAACGAUUGCUUUUGCGGCACCGAUGCUGACCAAAUGGUCUGAAGACCCUAGCGGCAUGUUUGGUGUAGUGCUGACACCGACCAGAGAACUAGCGAUGCAAAUCGCCGAGCAAUUCACCGCAUUGGGAAGCAGUAUGAAUAUUCGAGUAUCCAUCGUCGUAGGUGGUGAAAGUAUUGUGAGCCAGGCGCUUGAGUUGCAGAGGAGACCGCAUUUUAUCAUCGCAACCCCCGGGCGACUGGCCCAUCAUAUACUCAACAGCGGAGAGGACACGGUAAGCGGAUUAAAACGAGCUAAGUUUCUUGUUCUCGAUGAGGCUGAUAGUCUGCUAACAAAGACUUUUGCGAAUGACCUCAACGUAUGCGUGGGUGCCCUUCCGCCAAAGAACAGAAGACAGACAUUACUGUUUACAGCCACGAUUACCGACCAGGUUAGGGCCUUACAGGACGCCCCAGACCAGGAGAAUAAACCCCCUUUAUACUGUUACGAGGUUGAAAGCGUGGAUAAAGUAGCCGUGCCAUCCACGUUGAGGACAGAGUACAUUCUGGUACCGGAACAUGUGAAGGAAGCCUACCUCUAUCAGCUGUUGACGUGCGAGGAGUACAAGGACUCCAGCGCUAUCGUCUUUGUGAACAGAACCAUGGCAGCAGAGAUCAUGAGAAGAACAUUAAGAGCUCUGGACAUCAGGGUGGCCUCUCUGCAUUCCCAAAUGCCCCAACAGGAGAGGACCAAUUCGCUCCAACGGUUCCGUGCCAAUGCAGCUAGGGUUCUCAUAGCCACAGACGUCGCUUCAAGAGGUCUUGAUAUUCCGGUGGUUGAACUGGUUGUCAACUACGACAUUCCUUCCGACCCAGACGUAUACAUUCACAGGUCUGGUCGUACUGCGCGUGCCGGUAGGCGUGGCGAUGCCAUAUCCUUCAUAACGCAACGAGACAUCUCGAGAAUCGAGGCCAUCGAAUCGCGGAUCAAUAAAAAGAUGCAAGAGUGUACCAAGGUGCACGACACCGCAGUCAUACGAAAAUCGUUAAACAAAGUUACAAAGGCCAAGAGGGAAGCUCUCAUGGCUAUGGAGAAGGAAAAUUUUGGUGAGAGAAGGAAAAUUCAGAGGAAGAAGAACAACACGGAUCAGAAGAGUCUGAGGGCUUAG